Thunnus maccoyii (southern bluefin tuna) is the source of this 5214-nucleotide messenger RNA. RefSeq names its product protein kinase C beta type-like. Lineage: Eukaryota; Metazoa; Chordata; Actinopteri; Scombriformes; Scombridae. Gene Ontology annotation, biological process: protein phosphorylation. Bases 273 to 2276 code for a protein of 667 amino acids. The transcript is spliced from 17 exons. The record is from RefSeq and is a predicted model, not a curated record. Gene Ontology annotation, molecular function: zinc ion binding; ATP binding; diacylglycerol-dependent serine/threonine kinase activity.
GCAGGCGCGCGGCACGGGGACCCGCCGGAAGAAGCAGCAGCAGCAGCUUCAGCGCGAGCUGGACGCAGACCGACAAAACACCGGCAGCACGAGCGACACCGAGGCGGUCAGCGGGGCGGAGAGGAGGAGGAGGAGGCACCUGCACAGCGACUCGUUCUCCCCCGCUGCCUCUCGUCGUCUCUCUCUCUCUCUCUCUCUUUCUCGCUCUCUCUUCGCUCUCCUCACCCCCCUCGUUCCUCUCGGACCGCCGCCGCCGCUGCUUCCUCGUUAAGAUGGCUGACCCCAACAGCGACGGAGACGUACCGGAGAGCGCGCGCGGUUUCGCCCGACAGGGAGCCCUCCGCCAGAAGAACGUGCACGAGGUGAAGAACCACAAGUUCAUCGCGCGCUUCUUCAAGCAGCCCACCUUCUGCAGCCACUGCACGGACUUCAUCUGGGGCUUUGGGAAACAGGGAUUCCAGUGCCAAGUGUGCUGUUUUGUGGUCCAUAAGCGCUGUCAUGAAUUUGUCACCUUCUCCUGUCCGGGGGCCGACAAGGGGCCCGCCUCUGACGAUCCUCGUAGUAAACACAAGUUUAAGGUCCACACUUACUCCAGUCCCACCUUCUGUGACCACUGUGGCUCGCUUCUCUACGGGCUGAUACACCAGGGAAUGAAAUGUGACCAUUGUAUGAUGAACAUCCACAAGCGGUGUGUGGCCAACGUCCCGAGUCUGUGUGGGACAGAUCACACCGAGAGGAGAGGACGCAUCCACAUCUCUGCCCAAAUCACUAAGGACACUCUCACCGUCACCAUCAAAGAGGCGAAGAACCUGGUGCCCAUGGACCCCAACGGCCUGUCAGACCCCUACGUGAAGCUCAAGCUGAUCCCAGAUCCCAAGAGCGAGAGCAAGCAGAAGACCAAGACCAUCAAAUGCUGCCUCAACCCCACCUGGAACGAGACCUUCAACUUCAACCUAAAAGAAAGCGACAAAGACCGCCGUCUGUCGGUGGAGGUCUGGGACUGGGAUUUGACCAGCAGGAAUGACUUCAUGGGAUCUCUGUCCUUUGGGAUCUCAGAGCUACAAAAGCAAGGAGUAGAUGGAUGGUUUAAGAUGCUGUCCCAGGAGGAAGGAGAAUACUUUAACGUUCCCGUCCAGCCAGAUGGAGAGGAUGGUAACGAAGAGCUACGACAAAAGUUUGAGAGGGCGAAGGUAGGUCCAGGAAAGCCCACAGACUCCUCUUCCUCUUCCUCGGUCUGCAAAUACGACAGCAACGGCAAUCAGGACCGCGUCAAGCUCUCUGACUUCAACUUCAUCAUGGUUCUGGGAAAGGGCAGCUUUGGCAAGGUGAUGCUGGCUGAGAGGAAGGGUACGGACGAGCUGUACGCCAUAAAAAUCCUGAAGAAAGACGUGGUGAUCCAGGACGAUGACGUGGAGUGCACCAUGGUGGAGAAGAGAGUCCUCGCUCUGUCUGGGAAACCGCCUUUCCUCACUCAGCUGCACUCCUGUUUCCAGACAAUGGACCGAUUGUAUUUUGUGAUGGAGUAUAUUAAUGGAGGAGACCUCAUGUACCAGAUCCAACAGGUUGGAAAGUUCAAAGAGCCUCAUGCUGUGUUCUAUGCUGCAGAGAUUGCCAUCGGACUCUUCUUCCUUCACUCCAAAGGCAUUGUGUAUCGGGAUCUGAAGCUGGACAACGUGAUGCUGGACUCUGAAGGCCAUAUAAAGAUCGCCGACUUCGGCAUGUGCAAGGAGAACAUGCUCGAUGGAGUUACCACAAAGACUUUCUGUGGAACACCAGACUACAUCGCCCCUGAGAUCAUCGCCUAUCAGCCUUAUGGGAAGUCUGUGGACUGGUGGGCCUUUGGAGUACUGCUCUAUGAAAUGCUCGCUGGACAGCCGCCUUUUGACGGGGAGGACGAAGAUGAGCUGUUCCAGUCGAUCAUGGAGCAUCACGUCUCUUAUCCGAAAUCCAUGUCCAAAGAAGCUGUUGCAAUCUGCAAGGGGCUGAUGACCAAGCACCCAGGUAAGCGUCUGGGCUGUGGUCCAGAGGGGGAGAGAGACAUCAAGGAGCACGCCUUCUUCCGCUAUAUAGACUGGGAAAAACUGGAGAAUAAAGAGGUCCAGCCGCCUUUCAAACCUAAAGCUUGUGGGCGUGAUGCGGAGAACUUUGAUCGUUUUUUCACACGCCACCCCCCAGAGCUGACCCCCCCAGAUCAGGAGCUUAUAGCCAACCUGGACCAGGAAGAAUUCCAAGGCUUCUCAUUUGUUAACCCUGAGUACCCUCACACAACUCACUGACCAUGCCACAUAUCACUGGGCUGCACUAGUAAACCCCCCACCUCAAACACAUACACACAAAAAUGAAAAAAAAAAAAAAAUCAUAUCCAGGCUGUAUUCGGCAGGGUGAAAAGGUUAAAGGAAGAGUUCAACACUUUGGGAAAUGUGCUGACUUGCUUUCUUUCUUAGAGUUACAAGAGAAGAUUGAUACCACUCCCAUGUGAGAUUAGCCUAGCUUAGCAUAAAGACUGGAAGCUGGGGGAAACAGAUCGCUUGGAUCUCUCCAAAAUUCAAAAAUACGCCUACAAACACCUCUAAAGCUAACAUGUUGUAUGUCAUUUGUUUAAUCCACAUACAGAAAUGUAAAAAUGAUUAUUCGCGGUUUUAAGGGUAGAUACGUGAUUGAACUAUUUCUUGGCGAACAACAGCCAGGUACAGUGACUUCUCAAAGUCUUGUCAUCAAACACACACCAUGUAAUUCCCCCUAAAACCGACAGACUCACGAGGGUUGCCCAGGACCCGCAAGGUGAGGGUCACGUGACCAUCAGAGACAGCCAGUGGUCUAAUUUUCAGUAGCCUUGCUAGCUAGUCUUAUGGUCCUGUAAAAGGGCCGUCCAUGAAGAAGCUCGUAACACAAUAAGUGCCCAAGGAGAGUAAUAUUCUCUGCAGUGAAGAGAAAACACAGUAAAGCCGUGUUUCUUUAUUUUUCUAUUAAGUUUUGACAAACCAGUAGCUUUACCUUACCACUGUGAUUCGAAGGUAAUCAAAAAAAUAAAUGGACGUGUAGCGAAGAAAUAUGACUUUAUACCCUUCAUAAGUAUUCUUGCAAACAUGAUGUCUAGGUAACCACAUUUUGAAAACCACAUUAAAUAUCUCUUUGAGCUUUAGAGGUGCUGGUAGGUGAAUAUUUGAACUCUGCAGACAGCCAGCCGUUUCAGUCUUUAUGCUAAGCCAGGAUUAUCACCCCCUUGCUCUAGUUCUGUACUUAAAGGGGAAUUCCACCAAUUUAACAAAUCAAAGUCUGUUUACAGGUCUACUGCAUAUGUGAAAAAAGUCUUUUAAAGCCUUGUUGUGGCUCCAGACGUCUGAUGAAUCGCUUUGAGUGAUGUCACUUUCAGUUUGGGCUGAAGACUACAAGUUUGAAAAUGAAUAAAAUCUGGGGCUGUGGAGUUAGACAGAGGUGAGGUUACCAGACCUCUGCAGCUCGCUCCUCAUCUCAGCUCGAGGUUACAUUAGCUGCUACUAGCAUAAUAGACUUGAAUCUCCAACCGAAUUGUCGGUUGUGAAGUUGCAUUGUGGGCAACGUAGGCGCCAUGUUUGGACAAGGAGUAAGAAUUCAUGGAAUAAAAGACGUUAUCUCUGGUUCUGCUGUAUCAGUUUCGAUCUUUUUUUUUUAAACUGUCCAUCGUGAGUCCGACAAUGUUGUAGUAGAGAGAUACUAAAUCUGUGGAAUUCUCUUUUCAUCUCACUCUCAGAAAGAAAGAAUGAGCACAUUUCCCAAAAUGUCAAACUACUUCUUUAAAUAACAUCCAGAUGGAAAUGCAGACAGGUGCUCAAACGCUAACAAUCAGGAGAAAUAAACAGAUAAUCACGUGUCAAGUUGCCAGUAGGAGACUAGUCUUGUUUCUAGCGGUCACUCUGUUUUCAGUUCACUGUGGAUUAGCACGUCAUGUUAUCCUGCUGCUCUCAUAUCAGCUCUACUGGCUGUAUUUCUAUCUUCAGUGCACAAACGUUGCUCACUCCUGAAUGCUGCCCGGCUCCUUACAACACCGGCAGGUUCAGGUCGGAGUCCGACCUCGGGGCCGAUCUGAACCUGCCCUCUCUCUCUGUGUCACCCUCCCUAUAAUUGCAUAUUGACUAUGACCUAUCAGUAAUAUUGAUGAGUGUACUAUGAUCACAUAUUGGUAAUAUUCAUACUGUGUAAGUGAAAACUGACCAAUUGCUUUGCUUUGAUUGUUUGAGUACUAAUCAGUUUCCUAAUGUUGACUUUACUUUUGUCUAUAGGACCAAAUACUUCUACACUUUCUGUUCAGUCAGUGUUGUGGUGAGCUUAUCGGAAAAUUUUGCUGAUUUUCAUUUUUAACCAGUCAGAGGAUAGAAGUCUCUAUACAUGCAGUCAGCAAGGAUGUAGGUCAACGUCAAGUUACUGUUUUUUGACUGAAAACUCAUCACUUUUCUCCUGAUUCAUUACUCAAAGCAUUACACUGUGUUUUUAACGAUACAGAGGGCAUAUCUUUUCGCUUGUAAACAACCAUUUUUGGGGGAAUUUCACUUUCCGUGAAGCCCUGUAGAGUCUUGUGAAGCUGGUAGUUUGUUAGCAUACAGAAACACGAUGUCCAAAAGUGCCAAAAUACAGUUCAGCUUCAUGAGGGUGCAGUCAAAAUAUGUCCUUAACAACUGUGAUGAAGGGCAGCCAUCUUGUGCCAUUUUACAGUACAUGUAUGAUUAUUAGAAUAUGCAUUAUAGCUUAUCUGUUCUCCGACAAUACAACCCUUUUAAAGUCAUUUUCAUAUAUAAAACAAACUGUCUGAGAAGACAAAGUGUGUUUCAAUGUGAGACUGGUUGUAUUAUCUUUUUGUAACUGUGUAAUGAUGCAGGGUAGUAACGUGUCAAAUCUAGUUCUUUGAGCUUGUACUGUAUCAAAAAAGGGGAGAUGGCGGCAUGAUGACAUCACUUUUUGUUGUCAUGACAAAAUUUAUGUUAUACAAAGAUGACAGAUGAUGCUGCCAGGUGAAGAAAGUGAGCGUUUAUCGUGAUGACGGCAACGGUGACGAAACAUUUAUGAUAUAACGAGAUAUAGUAUGAGAGAAAACAUAUACAUAUAUAUAUAUAUAUCAAGUUCUACAUCAGAGAGAUAUUUGGAUAAAUUGUUAUGGAUGAGAGAGAUGCUUCUGUGGAUUGUGUAACUGUCCUGUAUGACUGGAAACUGAUAAUAUACUCACUGGUGCCUACCAGACUA